Messenger RNA from Malus domestica (apple), 867 nucleotides. NCBI's taxonomy places the organism in Eukaryota, Viridiplantae, Streptophyta, Magnoliopsida, Rosales, Rosaceae. The record is from RefSeq and is a predicted model, not a curated record.
AUGGCCGCUGCUAGUGUGUCCAUCUUUGCGCUGUUGGCGAGCCUCGGAACCAUCGUUGGGUGCGCUGGGUUGACGACGAAAGAACCGGUUUCGAAACCUUUUUGGGCACCCAAGCAAUUGUUUCUUUUUUUUUUAGUUGCAGAUCUCCAGAGGCCUACGACUUUAUACUCUGGUUCGGAACCGCCGGAGAAGAAUAAACUGGUAGUCAGCGACUCGGCGCUGCUCGGCCGAGAGAGAGAGAGUUCAGAGCCUCAAAUUAUCAUUACUGUCAGGCAAUUGGAUCAGUACAGCUGCCAGAUUAGUCUCCCAAAACCCCACAGGGUGUCUGAUUUAUUCGAAAAUCGCCGAAACUCUGAAAAUUGUGUAAGGGUCAGAGGGAUUUUAUGGUGUGGGAUGACCAAGCAAGGUGAGGACUUGGUACCAGAGGAGGACAUGAUACAUGAGGAAAAUCAAGAUACCGCAGCCGAAUUCGUGACACGGUUUCUUAUGAUGUCUGAUAAAAGGCUGGCAUUGGACAAGAUUGUCCAUUUCACGAGGGAUUUUGCUCUGCCAGUUGAUUUCAGGACCAAAUGGUUGCACAAAUAUCCCCAACAUUUCAAGGUGGUUAAAGAUAAUGAGCAGUUGAGCAUUUGGAAUCCUGCGUGGGCGAUAACCGAGCUGGAGAAAAAGACAAUGGGGAUCACUGAGGCCAGUGAUGAUCAUGUCCCGGGCUUGCUUUCGCUCUCUUCUCCGUUGAAGUUCCCCCCGAAUUACAAAAAGGCAAACACGUAUAAAGGAGCAAUUGAUCAUUUUCAAAAAGGUCUUACUUAUCUCCAUAUCUACGAUGCACGGACACGAAUACAAAAAUACGACACGAGGAUACGAUAA